GUCUUUGGCAGCAUGUUUGGAAUAACAUCUCUCCGUGCGUUGCUCCUCGUGGUCUGAGGCCGUAAUUAUGCGGCUGUGGUGCUUCACGCCACCUGCGGACCUACGACGCCACAUGCAUCUCAAUUGCAGCCGCCAACUUUGGUGCAGCUUCAGCUGCUGUGUGUCACCGUGGGGUGUGGAGAUGGAGCAGAAGUAUAAAACGCCUCUGGGGCCCCAGGGAGAGGUCUCGGAGGUGUUGAUUCCUUCCUCGUCGAAUUGCGCACAAUGGCAGACUAUCGCCCCGAAGCACCUAAACUCCAAGAGCAGGACUUGAAAGGCAAACUAGCUAUCGUCACCGGAGCAACAAAAGGCAUCGGCCGCGCCAUAGCCCUCAAUCUCGCAACCCGCGGCUGCUCUAUCCUAGGAACUUACUCCUCCCCGCAAAGCGCGCACAACUUCGACGCCCUCUGCCACACAAUCUUGAACCUGUACCGCGCGCCGGACACGCCAGUCCACCUCCGCUCCACCAACGGUCCCAAACUCAAAGGCGUAGUCGCCGACAUAACAUCCCUCUCCUCCGUGGGCCAGCUCCUCGAAGCCCUCGAGCGCGACUUCAACACCAACAAGCUCGACAUCCUGGUCCUCAAUGCCGCAUAUAAUGCACGCCCAAAGCUCGGCAGCGCCAGCGAGGCCGACAUCCAGCAGAGUCUGACGGCGAACUUGCACUGGCCUAUCAUCCUCAUGGAGAAUCUCGUCCGCCAGUCCCUCUUCGCUCCCUCCUCCCGCAUCGUGAUCAUUUCGUCUGACCGCGUUCGUGACCCAUCCCCCGGCUCCGGCAUCUUCAACGCCACGAAGGCCGGGUUGGAAGCGCUAACACGUUCCUGGGCGGUCGAACUACCCCUUAAGUUUCCGGGGACGACGGUUAAUGCUGUGAGCGUCGGGCUAACAGACACGCCGGGACUGAGAGCGUUCCCGCCGGCGGCGGUCGAAGCGCUGAAAGAGCAGCGCUUGAAGAAGGUGAGGGUUGUGGAGGGCGGACGGAUAGGGUAUGCAGAGGAUGUGGCGGACGUGGUAGGAUGGCUGGUGAGUGAGAAGGCGCGGUGGCAGACGGGGAGCGUGGUUGCGGCGAAUGGAGGGGCGGAGUGGAUCGGGGGUUCAUCUUGAGCAGACGAGAGUGAAGAAGCACGAUGGUCGAGGAGUGGUGUUUUCAACAGCGAGGCUACCAUUGCUACUCGCUAUCCUUGAGGAAAG
Messenger RNA from Trematosphaeria pertusa, 1230 nucleotides. Its product is annotated as NAD(P)-binding protein. The record is from RefSeq and is a predicted model, not a curated record. The transcript is spliced from 2 exons. Bases 265 to 1143 code for a protein of 292 amino acids. Lineage: Eukaryota; Fungi; Ascomycota; Dothideomycetes; Pleosporales; Trematosphaeriaceae.